GCUGGAUGUUACGGAUGUUACACACUACAGUAUCUUUAAUGCUACUGCAGUUUAGCUUUGGGUCCUGUUAUUAUGUCAGUCAUGGAAGAAGACGAGGUGGAAUUUGCCGAAGAUUUGGAGGCAAUUCUGCACCUCUCACCAGAAGUGCAACUGGCCAUUGAACAGGUUUUCCCAAGUCAAGAUCCACUGGACAGACCGGACUUCAAUGCUGUAGAAUACAUCAAUACGUUAUUUCCCACAGAACAGUCACUGGCCAAUAUAGAUGAUGUUGUGAACAAGAUCCGACUGAAAAUAAGGCGACUGGACGAUAACAUCAGAACCGUUGUGAGAGGACAGACAAACGUAGGCCAGGAUGGACGGCAGGCACUGGAGGAGGCUCAGAAAGCCAUCCAGCAGCUUUUUGGCAAAAUCAAAGACAUCAAGGACAAGGCGGAGAAGUCGGAGCAAAUGGUCAAAGAGAUCACCCGCGAUAUCAAACAACUGGACCACGCCAAGCGUCACCUGACCACCUCCAUCACCACCCUCAAUCACCUGCACAUGCUGGCCGGAGGGGUGGACUCACUAGAGGCCAUGACGCGUAAGAGGCAGUACGGAGAGGUGGCUAAUCUACUGCAGGGUGUUGUGAAUGUGCUGGAGCACUUCCAGAAGUACAUGGGCAUCCCCCAGAUCCGCCAGCUCUCAGAGAGAGUCAAGGCCGCGCAGAGCGAGCUCGGCACACAGAUCCUGGCCGACUUUGAGGAGGCCUUUCCCUCUCAGGGCUCGAAGAGACCUGGAGGCCCCAGCAUUGUGCUCAGAGACGCCUGUUUGGUGGCCAAUGUGCUGGAUCCACGCAUCAAGCAGGAGAUCAUCAAGAAGUUCAUCAGGCAGCACCUCUCUGAGUACCUGGUGCUCUUUCAGGAAAACCAGGAUGUGGCUUGGCUUGAUAAAAUUGACAGGCGUUAUGCCUGGAUCAAGCGGCAGCUGGUGGACUAUGAGGAGAAGUACGGGCGAAUGUUUCCAGAGGAGUGGUGCAUGACGGAGCGCAUCUCUGUGGAGUUCUGCCACAUCACCAGGACGGAGCUGGCCAAGCUGAUGCGAGCUCGGGCCAGGGAGAUCGAGGUCAAGCUGCUGCUCUUCGCCAUCCAGAGGACCACGAACUUCGAGGGGCUGCUGGCAAAGAGGUUCUCUGGCUGCACCCUGAGCGACGUUCCUGGGAAGAAGCCUGACACCCCCUUGGAUUCCACAAACCCUUUCCUGGGGGACGAGGCUGGGGAGGACACGGCUUCGGAGAAGGAUGAGGAUUUGGACAAGCCAAAGAAACCCAAGGCCCCUGAUAACCCGUUCCACGGCAUCGUCUCCAAGUGCUUCGAGCCCCAUCUUUAUGUCUACAUCGAAUCGCAAGACAAGAACCUCGGGGAGCUGAUUGACCGCUUCGUGGCCGACUUCAAGGCCCAGGGGCCGCCCAAGUCCGGCACGGAGGAAGGUGGCGCGGUGCUGCCCAGCUGCGCUGACCUGUUCGUCUACUACAAGAAGUGCAUGGUGCAGUGCUCGCAGCUCAGCACGGGUGAGCCCAUGAUCGCCCUCACCACCAUCUUCCAGAAGUACCUGCGCGAGUACGCCUGGAAGAUCCUCUCGGGGAACCUGCCCAAGACGAGCACCAACAGCGGGGGUCUGACCAUCAGCAGCCUGCUGAAGGAGAAGGAGGGCUCCGAGGUGGCCAAGUUCACCGUCGAGGAGCUCUGCCUCAUCUGCAGCAUCCUCAGCACAGCCGAGUACUGCCUAGCCACCACCCAGCAGCUGGAGGAGAAGCUAAAGGAGAAGGUGGACACCACCCUGGUGGAGCGGAUCAACCUGUCCGGCGAGAUGGACACCUUCAGCACGGUGAUCUCCAACAGCAUCCAGCUCUUGGUUCAGGAUCUGGACGCUGCCUGUGACCCCGCGCUGACAGCCAUGAGUAAAAUGCCUUGGCAGAGCGUGGAACAUGUGGGAGACCAGAGCCCCUACGUGACGUCCGUCAUCAUGCACAUCAAACAGAACGUUCCUAUCAUCAGGGACAACCUGGCCGCCACACGCAAAUACUUUACGCAGUUCUGCAUCAAGUUCACAAAUUCAUUCAUCCCCAAGUUCAUCAACCACCUCUUCCGAUGUAAACCUAUCAGCAUGGUGGGAGCAGAACAGCUCCUGCUGGACACACACUCAUUGAAAACAGUCCUGCUGGACCUGCCUUCCAUCGGAUCACAGGUGGUCCGGAAAGCUCCGGCGAGCUACACCAAGAUUGUAGUGAAGGGGAUGACCCGAGCAGAGAUGAUUCUGAAGGUUAUCAUGGCCCCUCACGAGCCAGCCGUGAUCUUCGUCGAUAACUACAUCAAGCUCCUCGCUGAUGGAAACCCGGAGACUUUCCAGAAGAUUCUCGACAUGAAGGGUCUGAAGCGCAGUGAGCAGAGCAGCAUGAUCGAGCUCUUCAGGCAGAGGCUACCGACGCCCCCCUCGGGCAGUGACGGUGCUCCUUCGCUCUCUUUUAGUGCCCCUACGCCGGAGCAGGAGUCCUCACGCAUCCGCAAGCUGGAAAAGCUCAUCAAAAAGAGACUGUGAAUCGAUGAAGUGGACACACCACCACUAUGGCCGAUGAUCUGCAACCCUCCAAAUGCCCCCCUGCCAUCCCUAUUCACCUGCC
Messenger RNA from Alosa alosa (allis shad), 2653 nucleotides. RefSeq names its product VPS53 subunit of GARP complex (gene vps53). The record is from RefSeq and is a predicted model, not a curated record. Gene Ontology annotation, cellular component: GARP complex. The coding region runs from base 73 to 2571 and encodes 832 amino acids. The transcript has 22 exons. NCBI's taxonomy places the organism in Eukaryota, Metazoa, Chordata, Actinopteri, Clupeiformes, Clupeidae. Gene Ontology annotation, biological process: retrograde transport, endosome to Golgi.